UAUGUUUGCUGAACCUUUUUGUCACGCCACUUCCUGUCAAGCCUCUGGCUGGAGGAGGAACACGUUCCACGCUGCACAAUACCAAGAACAAAAGGGCACGGCAGCGGAUCCGGGAAGGCUUUGGAUUUGUUUACAAGACAAGAUGUAUUAAUAUCACGCGGCGGAAUGAUUUGAACCAUUCCUGGCUAUUUUUUGCGUACAGAUUAAACAAUACCACGUCGGAUGUAUGAAUCAUUGGGGGAGCGAGCGCAAACAAUAAAAGCACCACUGGCCGCAAAUCUGUGAGGGGUCGCUUCUAUUUCAAGGAAAACCAUGAUAUUGAUAGCGUGUGUUGAUUUUCAUCCGUCGCACUCCGUGACGAGUGAAAUGAAUGUUUCGUGGCCACGUUCCUAAAUGGCUGGAGGCUGACUAUUGAUCCCUGAGUGUUGGGCGGAGGACAACGAUCUCAACAAGAUUGCUUUUUUUUUUUUCUCAUCGUCAACAAAAGCAGCUGCCACAUGUGCUAUCCAGCGACCCGGAGUGAGGAACGGGAAGGAAGUGGCGUUGUUAUGAUCCGGCCGGCAGAUCUUGGGGAAAGGUUACAAGUGGGUCAGAGAUGACAGGGACGCCAUUUUGCAAAAUGUGCCCAGGUCGCCUUUUGGAGCGCAACGUGGCCGGCCGUUGAGACUCUCCCGAGACUGGUGGCCAGAUGAAGGCGGGGCGCACCACCACACAUGAAAGGAAACUUAAUAAUGCAUACUCAACCUCAUUCUGUCCAACUGCAUUUCCAAUACACGUCCGUCCCGGUACCGGGAGUGGAGGCGGACCCAAAGCCCAAUUCUUGGGUGGCAAUAAAGUAUCUAUCUGGCGUGUCAAUAAAGUAUCUCUCUCUCUCUCUGUCUGUCUUUCUCUGUCUGUCUUUCUCUCUCGCUAUCUCUCUAUCUCUCUAUCUCUCUAUCUCUCUAUCUCUCUAUCUCUCUAUCUCUCUAUCUCUCUAUCUCUCUAUCUGUCUCUCUAUCUCUCUAUCUGUCUCUCUAUCUCUCUAUCUCUCUCGCUAUCUCUAUCUGUCUCGCUAUCUCUAUCUGUCUCGCUAUCUCUAUCUGUCUCGCUAUCUCUAUCUGUCUCGCUAUCUCUAUCUGUCUCGCUAUCUCUAUCUGUCUCGCUAUCUCUAUCUGUCUCGCUAUCUCUAUCUGUCUCGCUAUCUCGCUAUCUCGCUAUCUCGCUAUCUCUCUAUCUCUCUAUCUCUCUACCUACCUACCUACCUACCUACCUACCUACCUACCUACCUACCUACCUACCUACCUACCUACCUACCUACCCUACCUACCCUACCUACCCUACCUACCCUACCCUACCCUACCCUACCCUACCCUACCUACCUACCUACCUACCUACCUACCUACCUACCUACCUACCUACCUACCUACCUACCUACCUACCUACCUACCUACCUACCUACCUACCUACCUACCUACCUACCUACCUACCUACCUAUCUAUCUAUCUAUCUCUCUCGGCUGUGCUUGCAACGCCAUGGCAGCAGAAGGAUGGCUUUGGAAGCAAAGGCUGAGUGGGCCGGUCAAGAGGCGGACAUGCUUUACGAGCGCCGAGCGUUGGCCAACAGCGUUACGUAAGAAGCGAGCGGCAUUUGCGCACCAGGUGUUGAUGAUGAAAACAGACAAGAUGAAAAGCAACGGGCUCGGAAAAACACAACGCACGUUGCGCUUCGGCCCCAGGGAAGAAAAUGUUGAGGGGGCAGGGGCUAAUGUAAAUAAAACAUGCGCUGGCUGCUUUUCCUUUGGUUUGCCUUUUAUCAUCUCUCACUUUCUUCCCCUUUGACUCGGUUUUGACUUAAGGGAUGAAAUUUGCGUUGCAUUCAAGUUCCUCGCCGGACACGACUGCAUUACAUUACAGAGAGCUAAGGAUAGCC
Messenger RNA from Syngnathus typhle (broad-nosed pipefish), 1908 nucleotides. RefSeq lists its product as uncharacterized. The record is from RefSeq and is a predicted model, not a curated record. The transcript has 2 exons. NCBI's taxonomy places the organism in Eukaryota, Metazoa, Chordata, Actinopteri, Syngnathiformes, Syngnathidae. The coding region runs from base 689 to 1612 and encodes 307 amino acids.